Messenger RNA from Maniola jurtina (meadow brown), 1003 nucleotides. Its product is annotated as alpha-ketoglutarate-dependent dioxygenase alkB homolog 6. The transcript has 2 exons. Bases 112 to 798 code for a protein of 228 amino acids. The record is from RefSeq and is a predicted model, not a curated record. NCBI's taxonomy places the organism in Eukaryota, Metazoa, Arthropoda, Insecta, Lepidoptera, Nymphalidae.
UGUCAAUUGUCAAAACAAAAAAUAUAUUUUGUAUUUUUAUUUUAAAUAUCAAAAUUUCAACAAAUCGAACUGAAUAAUUAACGUAUUUUUAUAGGUAAUAGGCAUUUCAAGAUGUUAAAUGAUUCUUUUAUUAUUGAAAAUUACAGAGUUACUCAUGCUGAGCCGACAGCAUACUAUGUCUCGGAAUUCAUAUCACAAGAAGACGAAAAGUACAUCUUAUCAAACAUCUAUGCUUCACCAAAACCAAAAUGGACGCAACUAUCCAACAGAAGAUUACAGAAUUGGGGUGGAAUCCCUCACAAUAAAGGCAUGAUAGCUGAGGAAAUACCUCAGUGGCUGCAAAAAUACCUAAACAGUAUACAUUCCUUGAAUCUUAUGUCUGGAAAUAAGCCUAACCAUGUUCUAGUGAAUGAAUACUUACCCGGGCAAGGAAUCUUACCGCAUUUAGAUGGAUCUUUAUUCUACCCAACCAUAACUACUAUAUCUGUUGCUUCACACACAGUUCUUAAGUUUCUAGAACCUAUAUCUACUGAAAAUGCUGUGUUGAACCCUGUUUUCUCAUUCUUAUUGGAACCAAGAAGUCUAUUAGUUCUAAAAGAUAAACUAUUUGAUUAUUAUUUACAUAGUAUUGAAGAGACAAAAGAGGAUAUUCUAGAUGAUUCUAUAGUCAACUUAAACAUGUGUUCUAAUAAAUAUGUUAAGGGUGUAACAGUGCCUCGGGAAACAAGGGUUUCUUUAACAAUAAGGCAUGUGCCUAAAACUACAAGUUUUAAGAUUAAUAUUGGCAAUAAAAGAUGAUGAAUUGUAACAUUGAUUGUGACAAAUACCAUAAAUGAUAUGUGGACCUAAGGGUUCAAAUCCUGAUCAAGGAUUUUUAAAAUUUCUUUUUUUUAUUUGGGGUCACUAAAUUGAAAAAUCUCUAACAGAGAAAAUUAGCCAAAGAUUACAUGCAAAUGAUAGAAGCCUACUUGAAAUGACAGCAGGCGUAAAAAAAAAGCUAAAA